CCCGGCGUUCCCGGCUACCGCUUGAUCCCUCUGUCGCUCUCACCAUCAGGCGUCAUGGCUGCCUCCGUUCCCCGUGCCGCUUCUCUCUCCCCACUGCUUCCCCUUCUCUUGGGCCUCCUGUUGCUCUCCGCUCCGCAUGGCGGCAGCGGCCUGCACACCAAGGGAGCCCUUCCAUUGGAUACUGUCACUUUCUAUAAGGUCAUUCCCAAAAGCAAGUUCGUCUUGGUCAAGUUCGACACCCAGUACCCCUACGGCGAGAAGCAGGAUGAGUUCAAGCGUCUAGCUGAAAAUUCGGCCUCCAGCGAAGAUCUCUUGGUGGCAGAGGUGGGCAUCUCAGAUUAUGGUGACAAGCUGAACAUGGAGCUGAGCGAGAAAUACAAGCUGGACAAAGAAAACUACCCCAUCUUCUACCUUUUCCGGGAUGGGGACUUUGAGAACCCCAUCCCCUAUACUGGGGCCAUCAAGGUUGGAGCCAUCCAGCGCUGGCUAAAGGGCCAUGGGGUUUACCUUGGCAUGCCUGGCUGCUUGCCUGCCUAUGACGCCCUGGCAGGGGAGUUCAUCAGAGCCUCCAGUGUGGAGGCCCGCCAGGCCCUCUUGAAGCAGGGGCAAGACAACCUCUCAAGUGUGAAGGAGACUGACAGGAAGUCGGCUGAGCAGUACCUGAAGAUCAUGAGCAAGGUCUUGGACCAAGGCGAGGACUUCCCAGCAUCAGAGAUGACCCGAAUCACCAAGCUGAUCGAGAAGAACAAGAUGAGUGACGGGAAGAAGGAGGCACUGCAGAAAAGCUUGAACAUCCUGACCGCCUUCCAAAAGAAGGGUGCGGAGAAGGAAGAGCUGUAACAGGUGCCCCAGGGUCUUCCGGGGUGCGGUGGGGAAGACCGACCCCUGUGCAAUGGUGGAAAAAGUAGCACUAAACCAGAAAUCUGAGCCCCAAGUAUGUCUGAACAUUGCUGCUGCUGGGACCACAUGUAGGACAUCUCUCUGGCCACUCCAGGGAUGGCUAUCAGGUGCCCUCAGAAGGAAGCCAUGCUACAGGGAGGAGCGUACUGCCCAGGUCCCCAACAAGUGUAAUUUUGAUCUUAUUAAAUUUCCAUGUUUUGGUUAAGUGGA
This is a messenger RNA of Ochotona curzoniae (black-lipped pika), 1110 nucleotides long. It is a transcript of the gene ERP29, whose product is annotated as endoplasmic reticulum protein 29. The transcript is spliced from 3 exons. Bases 55 to 840 code for a protein of 261 amino acids. The record is from RefSeq and is a predicted model, not a curated record. Gene Ontology annotation, biological process: protein secretion. Gene Ontology annotation, cellular component: endoplasmic reticulum; endoplasmic reticulum lumen. NCBI's taxonomy places the organism in Eukaryota, Metazoa, Chordata, Mammalia, Lagomorpha, Ochotonidae.